AUGGAUUCUGACUACGAAAAUUGCUAUUUUUAUGGAUUGUAUAGGUUCAUCCUAUAUAUUGUGGUAAUCUGAAUAGCCUUCCCCGUUCUUGUUUAUAAAUGGACUAGAGAGAAACCAAGGAGGAGUAUCAGAACAUGGUGGUUUGAUGUAAGCAAGACUCUGUUGGGCUAUCUCGUGCUGAAUACCAUCCCAGCCUAUUACUUCAUGGCUAGCACUGCUAUUUAUGCAGAUAUUUAUCAGCAAUACUGCAGAAUCAGCUUUAUGGGCACUUUAAUGGAUGGAAUUUUAGUGACAGGUUUCUCAUAUUUCUUCUUAAUGGUGUUUCAGAACUUCUCACAUGCUAGUAAAUAAGUACAGAUUUUACAGUGGAAGCUAUCCUAAAGGAUGCAAAAGCUGGAUAUACCAGUUGAUACUCUGGCUGGUCAUCAUUCUAAUAUCAAAACUAGUGGUCCUCACUCUUGUGUACAUUUUCUACACUCCGCUGUACUUUUUGACUUUCUUCGUCCUGUACUUUCUUCAAUGGAACUCCAUGCUCCUGAAGUCCACAGUCUUGAUUGUGGCUCCAAUAGUUCAGAACGUUUUUGUAUUUUAUAUUAACGAUGAGUUUCUGAGGUGCCAACUCUACAAAGAAAGCAACGAUAACGAGCCUGAUAAUUUACUCCAACUUCUCAAUGAAAGAGAAAUGAUGCAAAGAAAAUUAUUUGAAAUAAAUAUAGAUGCAGAGAAUACCCCUAAUGCUAGAGGAGGAUAUGCUCCUCCUAACUUUGAGUGUUCUCCUAAAAGCGUUAGUUCUACUAGCUCUGAUGAUUUUCAUAUCAAGCCAAGAAUCUCAAAAUCUCCUUCAAAGCCAAAGCUGAAUAAACUAAAUAAAAUUCCGAGCAAAGUGAAGCGAGAGAUGUAUAAAUAGAAGGAAAUACUCAAACAGAAAGGGUAGCUACCAAACCUCCAAUUCUAGCUCCUCAAAACUUAUCCCAGGAAGUGCUCUUAAUGUUAUCAUUGAGAGUGAUAUUGCAUCAGAAGAUGAACCGAUUCUUGAUACAAAGGCAAAGAGCGCUUUUGUCCCGGAGCGGGUUACAGAUGAAAAGGAAGUAAAAAUUGAGCUUGAAAGUGUUGCAAGCUCGAUCGAUGAGCCUGUUGUGCUCAAGCACCAGACUACUCCUGUGAUCACAGAUCCUAAAUUUCACUUUCAAAAACCAAGAUCAAGAUAUUAUGCUAUACAAAAGAUGGAUGAAAAUGCUAAAGCGUAUCAGAAGAAAUACAAAAUGGUUAAAAAGAAGUAUUAA
Molecule: messenger RNA, 1283 nt
Organism: Moneuplotes crassus
Lineage: Eukaryota; Ciliophora; Spirotrichea; Euplotida; Euplotidae
Source: the annotation of a GenBank genome assembly